This is a messenger RNA of Rhinolophus ferrumequinum (greater horseshoe bat), 6371 nucleotides long. RefSeq names its product fer-1 like family member 5 (gene FER1L5). The record is from RefSeq and is a predicted model, not a curated record. Gene Ontology annotation, molecular function: calcium-dependent phospholipid binding; calcium ion binding. NCBI's taxonomy places the organism in Eukaryota, Metazoa, Chordata, Mammalia, Chiroptera, Rhinolophidae. Gene Ontology annotation, cellular component: cytoplasmic vesicle; T-tubule; membrane. Bases 1 to 6183 code for a protein of 2060 amino acids. The transcript has 52 exons. Gene Ontology annotation, biological process: macrophage activation involved in immune response; vesicle fusion; T-tubule organization.
AUGCUUCGACUUGUGAUGGAGUCGGCCAAGAUUAACCCACCCCUAACCCCCGCACCCAGGCCCUGUGUAACCGUCUACUUCAGAGAUGUCAAGAGGAAAACUCGUGAAGUGGAAGGAAAUAACCCUACCUGGAACGAGACCUUAAUAUGGCACCUCUGGAACCGGCCCCUACAGAAUGACUCUUUCCUGCAAGUCAUCCUUCGGGACUUGGGUUCAAUAAAGAAAGAAAGGUUCCUUGGCCUGGCCACAAUACUGCUCAAGUCCUUGGUGAAAAAACCAAGAGAGGUCCUUUUUGUGAAGGACCUGACCCUACUCAACCAUUCCAUGAUGCCCACAGAUUGCACUGUCACCCUACAGGUGGCCCAUAUGACCUGCCAGGAUAUUGAGAAGACAGGGGAUGAAAACCUGGCUACAGCUGUGCGAGAAGCAGCCAGGCAGAAACUGGUAGCUCCUGGCUAUGCUGUGCCCAAGGAGCUGUCCUCAAAGCCUCAGCACUUUCAGGUCCGAGUGAGGGUGUUUGAAGCCCGCCAGCUCAUGGGCAACAACCUCAAGCCGGUGGUGAGGGUCGUCAUCGCAGGCCAGCAGUACUACACGCGGAUCAAGAUGGGGAACAACCCUUUUUUCAACGAGAUCUUCUUCCAGAAUUUCCAUGAGGUUCCUGCAAAGAUCUUCGAUGAGAGCAUCUUAAUCCAGGUGAUGAAUUCCUCAGUGAUGAGAUUCAAUUCGGAGAUUGGGAGAUUCCAAACAGAUAUUGGUUUUAUCUACCAUUCUCCAGGUCACACACUCCUGAGGAAAUGGUUAGGCCUCUGCCAGCCAAAUGAACCCAGCAGUGGUGUGAGAGGCUACCUGAAAGUCACCAUCUGUGCCCUGAGUGUGGGAGACCAGGCCCUGGUAGAUCAAAAGCUGCCCUAUGGGGCUGAUGACACCGAUAUUCAGAUCUUCAAGUCAACAAUGGUCCCAAUCAACAUGGCCUACUUACAGUUCUUCAUCUACUGUGCAGAGGACCUUCACCUCAAGAAACACCAGCUAGUGAGUCCUCUGUUGGAGGUGGAACUAAUUGGGGAAAAGCUCAAGACACAGGUGCAGACCCAAACUGAGAACCCUACCUGGAACAAAAUCCUGACCUUCCGGAUUCAGAUGCCCUGCCUCUCCAGCUACAUCAAAUUCAGAGUCUUGGACUGCUCCACGAGCAACUGCCGGGAUGAGAUCGGGACUGCCAGCCUUUCCCUCAACCAGAUCUCGUCCACAGGAGCAGAAAUGGAAGGAAUGUACUCUGGCUUCCUACCAUGCUUUGGCCCCAGCUUCCUGACUCUCCAUGGGGGUAAAAAGGCUCCUUUCCAGAUCCAGGAAGACGGCACUAACAGCCCCAGCUCUGUGAAGGAUGGUUUGGCGUAUCGAGGCCGAGUCUUCCUGGAAUUAGUCACCCACGUCAAGUCCCACCAAGACACGACGAUGAAGAACCUCUCCCAAGAAGUGACCAGUGUAGAGAAGCACCAGAACCGCCAAAAGUAUGGCCUGUGCGUUAUCUUCCUUUCCUGUACCAUGAUGCCCAAAUUCAAGGAGCUGAUCCAGUUCGAGGUCAGCAUUGGCCACUAUGGAAACAAGAUGGACCUGAAGUACAAGCCUCUCGUCUCAACCACACAGCACAGCCCAGUGAUCUACGAUGGCAACUUCUACCAUUAUGUGCCCUGGUACAACACCAAGCCGGUCGUGGCCGUGACCUCCUACUGGGAGGACGUCAGCUUCCGCAUGAACUGCCUCAACCUCCUGCACUUCACUCGGGACCGCCUGAAAGCCAACCUGGACACCCUGAAAUCCAUGAGGAACCCAAGGGACCCUGCCCUGCUCCCCCAGUGGGAGAAACUGCUGAGGGAGCUGGUGGAGGACUGCAAGCGUCCUCUGUCCUGCAUGACCAGUCAGCCCAAAGCCACCAACCUGGACAAGAAAAGGUGGCACCUCCGCAGACUCCUCCUGCAGGAACUGGCCCAAAAGGCCAAGGAAGCCCAACCCAGGGACAUGGUGGCCACUGCGGAGGGCUGGCUAUACCGCCUCAACGCCGUGCUCCCCGAGCCCCAGGUGAGUCUCCCAGACGUGAUGAUCUGGCUGACGGCCAAAGAGCAGCGAGUGGCCUACGCACAGGUGCCCGCCCACAGUGUCCUUUUCUCCUCGACCGGGGCCCUGCACUGCGGCAGGUUCUGUGGGAAGACACAGACCCUCCUUCUGCAGUACCCAGAGGGUGAAGGACAGAAGGACACGCUCCCAGCCCACCUCCGGGUCUGCAUAUGGCUGGGCAACGUCGCGGACAGCACGGACCUGCAGCUGCUCCGCCAAGGCGAGGUGGUCGUGUUCGCAGAGACGUACGAGAAUCAAGCCAAGUAUAAAGACCAGUGGGGACCGCAGGGGUUGUACCGCUGCCCCAACUUCUCCGAUGUCCUGGGGCGCAAGGCUGUCCCCAGGGAGGAUUUCAAGGAACCCGCAGGAUGGCACUGGCAGGGGCAGUGGACAGUGGAGCCUCAGAGGAGACUCUGCCUGGACACAGACAUCAACAAGAGCCAGGUGCUGGAGGAGGUGUAUGAGAACCAGCACCGUGAUGCCACGGGGGCGUGGGUGCCGGCUGCCACCCCCAACACAGAUGCGAGCGGACAGCCCACGGAGGCCCGUGAGAAUGUGAAGUGUCCCCAAGGCUGGUAUGUGAAGAAGAACUGGGCUGUGGAGCUGAACCAUGCGGUGGACAAUGAGGGCUGGGAGUACGGCGUGUGGAUCCCGCCCUCGGGCCUGCCCCAGGUCUGGAACGCGGUGGAGAAGGCCUACUACUCAUGUCGCCGGCGGCGCUGGGCACGUGUGCGCUGCCGGAACCACGGGAAGCUGAGCCUGGAGCAGGAGACCCUGUCCUUCCUGCAGCUGCACAACCCUGGUCUGGCCCGGGAGGAAGAGGGCUGGGAGUAUGGCACCAUGGGCUCCAAGUUCCAGCUGAGCCCUCAGCCCCAGAGCCGCUUCCGCCGACGCUGCUGGCACCGCAGACUGGCCCCCAACAAGGACAAGGGCAUUGCACCCAUAUUCCUCCUGGAGGGGUCCUUGGGGAUGGGCCUGAAAUGGCAGGCUGAGGAGGAGAAUGGGACGCCAUCCCAGGAUCUGGGCAAAACAUUUGGGGACUCCUGGAGGCCUGCCGCAGAGGACACCCAGACACCCCACCUGCCCUUCAUCUACUGCGUCUUUAACAAGCCCCACUACUACCAGCUUUUCUGCUACAUCUACCAGGCCCGGAACCUGAUAGUUCACAGGAUUCAGACAUUCCAGGGGCCUUUCGUUCGGUUGGUUUUCCUGAACCACAGCCAGUGCACCCAGACCCUGAGGGACUCUGUGGCCCCCACGUGGGCCCAGACGCUCAUCUUCCAGCACCUCCUGCUGUACGAGAACCCCCAGGACACCAGGGACAGCCCGCCACUUGUGGUGUUGGAACUGUGGCAGCGAGACUCCGGGGGCAAGGAGAGCUUGUGGGGACGGGGCAUGUGGUCCCCAGUGGUCUGGCUGGAUGUUCAACACCGGAUCCUGCCCCCCAUGAAGUGGCAUCCCCUUGUGAAAGAAUUUGGGGAGGAAAAGGGCGAGAUCUUGGCAUCCUGCGAGCUGAUUCUUGAGACUGAGGUACUGGGAGAGAGGCUGCCCAUCUUAAGUGUUCCCUGGAAGAAUGGCGUCUACACACUCCCCAAGAGCAUGCAGCCCACGUUAAGGAAAAUGGCGAUUGAGAUCCUGGUCUGGGGCCUCCGGAACUUGAAGCAGGUGCGCUGCCCCCAGCUGCUGGUCGAGUGCUGGGAAGAGGCCCUGAUGACGGAGCCCAUCAAGGACUACCAGACCAACCCCAACUUCGGCCAGUCGGUCCUCUUCCUCACGCUGUUCAUGCCGACGGAGGCAGCCUACGCACUGCCCCUCGUGUUGAAGGUGGUGGACAACAGGGACUUCGGCCAGCAGACCAUGGUGGGUCAGGCUAACAUCGACUCCCUGCAGCACUACUUCUGUGACCCUUGGGCCUCCGACUAUGUGCCCCCUCGGCUUCCAAGUACGCCCUCCCCCAGGCCUCGCCAACAGCUCUUAGGUAACCUCUUCGAAAAGUUCUGGUUCACGUCUAGCAAAGCCGAGGAUGAGGACGAACCCCAGGAGGUGGACUGGUGGAGCAAGCUGUUCUGGGCCACGGGGGACAACAGUUUCCCGAAGUACCAGGACAGAGACUACCACAGCCUGAAGGUAUAUGACUGCGAACUAGAGGCUGUGCCAGCUUUCCAAGGCCUUCAGGACUUCUGCCAGACCUUCAGACUCUACCAGGAACAGCCCAAGUCUGACAGCCCUGUGGUGGGUGAGUUCAAGGGCCUCUUCCGUGUCUACCCCUUUCCUGAGAACCCAGAAGCCCCUCAGCCCCCCCGCCAGUUCCAGCUUUGGCCUCAGAAAGACGACUUCCCUCAGCAGUGCCUGGUCCGGGUGUACGUGGUGCGAGCAAUCAACCUGCAGCCCCAAGACUACAAUGGCCUGUGUGACUGUUAUGUGAUCCUGAAACUGGGACAGACGGAACUUGGCAAUCGGGACAAGUACCGGCCCAACAGUCUGGACCCUAUCUUUGGCACCAUGUUUGAACUCAGCUGCACCAUCCCCCUGGAGAAGGACCUGAAGAUUGAGCUGUAUGACUUUGACCUGUUUUCACCUGAUGAUAAGAUUGGAAGCACAGUCAUUGACCUUGAAAACCGACUUCUGUCUGGCUACGGAGCUCGCUGUGGGCUCUCCCAGUCGUACUGCAAGUCAGGGCCCUUUAGGUGGAGGGAUCAGGUGCCCCCCAGCUUCCUCUUGGAACACCACGCGAAGCGGAAAGGCCUGCCUCCGCCUCUGUUCAGCCCUGAAGAUGACUCUGUUUUCUACAAUGGGAGAAAAUUCAAACUGCAGCACUUUGAGCCCCAGCCCCCCAGUGCUCGCUACUUGGGACCUAAGAGGGAGCGCCUGGCAUUGCACCUUCUGCACACCCAGGGGCUGGUACCCGAGCACAUCGAGACCCGCACGCUGUACAGCGACAGCCAGCCAGGCAUCGACCAGGGAAAGGUACAAAUGUGGGUGGACAUCUUCCCCAAGAAGCUGGGGCCUCCUGGCCCCCCUGUCAACAUCAGACCCAGGAAGCCUAAAAGGUACGAGCUGCGCUGCAUUAUCUGGAAAACUGCCCAGGUGGACCUGAAGAGCGUCAGCUUAAGUAAUGAGAAGAUGAGUGACAUCUACAUUAAAGGGUGGUUAUUCGGGCUGGAGAAGGACAGGCAGACAACGGACAUCCAUUACCACUCCCUCACUGGGGAGGGCAGCUUCAACUGGCGCUUCACCUUCACAAUGGACUACCUGGCAGCCGAGCAAGUGUGCGUCCUGAGCCAGAAGGACUACAUCUGGAGCAUGGACCCCACAGAGAUGAAGUUCCCGCCCAAGCUCAUCAUCCAGGUCUGGGACAAUGACAUCUUCUCCCCUGAUGACUUCCUAGGGGUCCUGGAGCUGGACCUGUGUGACAUGCCCCUGCCAGCCCAGCACGCCAAGCUGUGCUCUGUCAGGAUGAUGGACACGGACUCCAUGUGGCCCCACUUCCUCCAGCACCAGCGCUUCUCCCUCUUUAAGAAGAAGGCUGUCACCGGCUGGUGGCCUUGCCAGGUCCUCGAGAAUGGCAAAUGGCGCUUGUCGGGUAAAGUGAAGAUGACGCUGGAGAUUCUGUCAGAGAAGGAAGCCUUAAUCAGGCCAGCUGGGCGUGGCCAGUCAGAACCCAACCAAUACCCCACACUUCACCCUCCCCUACACACCAACCCCAUGCUUACAUGGUUUCAGUCACCAUUUAGAAACUUGUGCCAUGUUUUCUGGAAACGCUACCGCUUCAAAAUCAUAGCCGUCUCAAUCAUAUCGAUUAUCGGGCUUAUGCUAUUCAGCUUCAUGUAUUCAACUCCGAGCUAUCUGGCCAUGAGCUGGGUCAAACCUGAACUUCGGCUGAAUGCGCCCAUUAAAAUAUUCACCAGUGUCAUCAAUUCACUCAACACCAGCAAUGGCAGCUCUCCCACCCUCGCCACGCGGCACCCGGGCCCAGAACCUGCAGCACACGAUGACCUGAAACCCCUCCUCCAAGGCCCCAAGAAUCACCUGCAGGACAUUUUUCCGGAACUCCCAGCCCCGGAAGGCUAAUUUGCCCGUAUGUGCCUGGCUUCUCUCUGCCCACCGUCAGCCCUGCCCGGGGCUUCCUGCCAGUUCCCUGUUCUCAUCUUCCGGGACAGCAAGGGGCCAGGGACAUUCUAGCCAUUCUGCUCAGAGCACUUGCAGCACAGGGCAAAGCUGUACUUUUCCACUAAAAUAAACAAGCUUUAUAGAACAGA